Messenger RNA from Emericellopsis atlantica, 841 nucleotides. RefSeq lists its product as uncharacterized. The record is from RefSeq and is a predicted model, not a curated record. Bases 105 to 740 code for a protein of 211 amino acids. The transcript has 2 exons. Lineage: Eukaryota; Fungi; Ascomycota; Sordariomycetes; Hypocreales; Bionectriaceae.
GAGAUCGCAGUCAAGUACUUCCUUUAAUAAAAGCAUCGCCCAGUGCCUUGCCAUCCCUCGUUCAGCUUUGCCUUUCGUUACUCAUUCGCUCAUCUGUCUUCGCCAUGCAGUCUGACCUUACUUUCUUAGUCACGAACUUGAUGGGCUCUGCAAUUGUGUCCCUUAUCCUUUUUCUCAUCGCCAUCGUUGGCUUGUGCCAGAUGCGCAGACAAUCACAUGAGUCCAUUACAGGCCACGGACUUCACAGCGUGGCCAGCAUCCUGUCCCUCUCCUUCGCGAUACUGGGUCUCGGCGCCGUACUCACGUCAAUUGUCAUAUUUCGCAAGGCCCUGCCGGAAGCUCGCAGUCACACCAACGAAACCUUCAGUUCGCUCGCUGGAUGGAGCAUUGCGGCAGUCUACACUUCCACGUUAUAUGGCUGCGUACAUAAGCAACUCCGUAACUACCGAGAGGUCAUCGUUGCUCCCAGAUUUCUUUGUUAUUUCAGUCGGCGCUACACUGUUCAUACUCGCGUUCGGCGGCUGGCGCGCUGCAGAAGGACAUUGGGAUCUGCUUCUGACCGCGCCAAUGCCGAUAGAACUACUGACUACCGUCUUUGUACGGGAGACAGGCGCUUGUCUGAAGCGCCAGAUCUUGCAGAGGGAAGUUUCAAGACUGGAUGUUGCUUGCGGUAUAUGGACCAUCCUAGGCUGCUCGGCAACCUUCCUUUCUGUCAUAGCAUUCGGGCUAUCGCUCUCUAACGACGGAAUGUUGCCGCGAGAAUACACCUCGGAUUGCUCCGUGGCGAUCUAUUGCCUGAUGGUCACAUCUGUGAUUCUUCACUCCCUCCCUUCCGUCUCUU